Molecule: messenger RNA, 2756 nt
Organism: Tarenaya hassleriana
Lineage: Eukaryota; Viridiplantae; Streptophyta; Magnoliopsida; Brassicales; Cleomaceae
Product: proline-, glutamic acid- and leucine-rich protein 1
Exons: 13
Coding region: 64-2586 (840 amino acids)
Biological process (GO): rRNA processing
Cellular component (GO): nucleus
Source: RefSeq, a predicted model, not a curated record
CAGCGCUAAAACCCUAAUUUUCCGGGCAAAGCCCUUGCAACUGGUCUCUUUCGCUGCGGCACAAUGGCGGCUUUCGAGCGAUUUGAGGGCGUGAGCGAUGUGAGACUGAAGCCUCGGAUUCUCCGGAAUCUGUUGUCCGAACAUGUUCCGCACGAGAAGCAGCCUCUGUCGAAUCCUCUAUCACUGUCGAAGGUUGUGUCGAGUAUCCAGACCCAUAGGCUAUUAUCGGAAUCUUCGACGGAGACGACGGAGCAAAAGCUCAUUGAGAAAUGGAAAUCGGUCGUUGAUGAUUGGGUUGAUCGGUUGUUGACACUUGUUUCUUCAAAUUUGCCAGAUAAAAGCUGGGCAGGUAUCUGUUUGAUGGGAGUAACCUGUCAAGAAUGCAGCUCUGAUCGAUUCUUUACUUCCUACUCUGUUUGGUUUGAUACGAUGCUAUCACAUAUUCGGCAGAAUCCAGGAGGUUCUAGAAUUGUUAGAGUGGCUUCCUGUACCUCCAUUUCAGAUCUUCUGACAAGGUUGGCUAGAUUUCCGCAUGCAAAAAAAGAUGCAGUUUCACAUGCUUCGAAACUUAUCCAACCCAUCAUAAAGCUUUUGGACGAGGAUGCUUCAGAAGCACUAUGGGAAGGAGCUCUUCAUCUGCUAUGCACAAUUGUAAUCUUCUUCCCAGCUGCCCUUUAUAGCAAUUAUGACAAGGUUGAGGCAGCCAUUGCUUCCAAAAUAUUUUGUGGGAAAACCAGUGAUAAUAUGCUAAAGAAACUCUCUCACUUUCUAGCAUUGCUUCCGAAAGCUAAGGGGGACGAAGGGAGCUGGUCGUUGAUGAUGCAGAAGCUUUUAAUUUCUGCAAACAUGCAUUUGAAUAACUUUUUCCAAGGUCUAGAAGAAGAGACAAAAGGUAAACAGGCAAUUUCAUUAUUGGUUCAACCAGGAAAGGAGUCUCCUCCUCCAUUGGGAGGUUCAAAUGGAGUUUUGAAUGAUGCAUCAGUGGAGUCUGAGCAAUUGAUUGUGUCCAGAGUUUCUGCAAUUAUGUUUUGCUGCUCCACAAUGCUGACUAGCUCAUACAAAACUAAGGUGAAUAUUCCAAUCCGCUCAAUAUUAUUCCUUAUUGAGCGAGUGCUGUCAGUGAAUGGCUCUUUACCACGCGCCAUGUCACCCUUCAUGACGGCGAUCCAACAAGAAUUGGUUUGUGCUGAACUUCCGACUUUGCAUUCUUCUGCUCUGGACCUCUUGCUUACUACUAUAAAGAGUAUUCGGAGUCAAUUUUUACCGCACGCUGCAUCUGUGAUAAGACUUGUUACAAGUUACUUCAGGAAAUGUUCUUUGCCAGAAUUGAGGAUAAAGCUCUAUUCAAUCACUAAAACCUUGCUCAUAUCCAUGGGUGUAGGAAUGGCAAUGCAUCUGGCUCAGGAAGUUGUCACGAAUGCUACUGCAGAUCUAACCAUCUGUGCUGAAGGCUGUGACGCACUGUCCAGCAAAAAUCCAAAACCUUCUAACGAGAUGGUUCUUCGUGGAAACAGUAAAAAGAGAAAGGCUAAUACCGGAAUUGAUAUCACACCACAUAAUGAUGCUAUAGAAGUGGCAGUCCCGGAUAAUCAUCCGAGCAGCCCUUUGUCUUUAAAGAUAGCAGCCCUCGAGGCAUUGGAAACUCUGCUCACCAUUGGUGGUGCUUUUGGAUCUGAGAGUUGGAGAGCAAACAUUGACAGUCUUUUAAUGGCGGCAGCAUCAAAUGCUUGUAACUCGGGAUGGGCAGACGCUUAUUCUACCCGAUUCCUUCCCAGUGAAUCCAUUUUAGGUCCAGUGGAGUUUCAGCUCGCCUCACUCCGUGCCCUUUUAGCAUCCCUUCUGUCUCCUUCACGUCUCCGGCCUGCAUUUCUAGCCGAAGGGCUUGAGCUUUUCCGAAUAGGUAAACUACAGUCGGAAAUGGAGGUUGCUGAAUUCUGUGCGCACGCUCUCUUGUCCCUCGAAGUUCUCAUACACCCUAGGGCACUUCCCCUCGACGAUCUCCCAUCCCUUACCAACCGAUACCCUGAAGGACAAAGGCGCAACCUGCUAACUUCGAACAAGACGAAUGGUAUCGGGAACGGUAUGACCGAUCACCCGUUUCUCGAUGAGGAUGACGAUCUAUGCAACAGGUGGCUUGAAACCGAUGACAUUACCUCUAACACUGAGAAUCAGAGAGCUGCAGAGACAACCGUAUCUCUCCCCGAAAUCAAGAAACUGAAACUCGGGGAAAAUGUACCUACGGUUGUGUAUGAGAACGUUCAAGAUGAUGUAGCCAUGGUCGAGCCUGAGAAUGUUCAAGAAGAUGUUCCUGAAUCAACCGAAAGGGCUCGGGGGCACGCCUCUGAUGAAACUGCUACUAUUCUCGAAGGAGAUUCGGCCGAAAUUGAAAAUGCAGAGAUCCAACACGUAGAUUCGAGUCACCAGAGAGACAGACCGGUGAAGAACAGUCUGAUGGAUGCAAUGGCCCUGGCAAAGGAAAAGACGGGAGAAGAAGCUCGAGAUGAUUCGGACGACGACUCGAUUCCGAGUCUUCAGGCCGAAGACUAUCUUUCUUCGUCCGAAUCCGAACAUGAAUCCAAUGCUUAGGGGAAACUGUUUUAAGUGUAAGAAAUCCAGUUUCUGGUGAAACAUCAGAGGUUUUGUUGUGUUAAAACUUCAAACUUUGCAGGAUGGUUAGAGAUUUCCAUAUGCCAUAAAGUUUUGUGUAAUAUCUUACAUUUGUUUCCAUGAAAGAAAGUAUGAAGCCUUUUUGCAAU